Pleuronectes platessa (European plaice) is the source of this 2045-nucleotide messenger RNA. It is a transcript of the gene ip6k1, whose product is annotated as inositol hexakisphosphate kinase 1. The transcript is spliced from 7 exons. Gene Ontology annotation, molecular function: inositol hexakisphosphate kinase activity. NCBI's taxonomy places the organism in Eukaryota, Metazoa, Chordata, Actinopteri, Pleuronectiformes, Pleuronectidae. The record is from RefSeq and is a predicted model, not a curated record. Gene Ontology annotation, cellular component: cytoplasm; nucleus. The coding region runs from base 117 to 1718 and encodes 533 amino acids. Gene Ontology annotation, biological process: inositol phosphate biosynthetic process; phosphatidylinositol phosphate biosynthetic process.
AUGUAGCUGCUACAACACUUGAGAGGAACAUUAUUUCCUUUGACAGAACUCUGCACCUCCUUGUUAAAUCCUUCCUCUUCUCUGCAGGAGGAGGCGCAGUGCGUCUGCCAGGAGCCAUGUGCCUCCCUCACACCAACAACAUGGACAACAAGCUACAGGGUGCGGGACAGGGGGGAGGGGCUUCACUUCGACUGCGACCAGGAGGCGUUCCACUGGAGCCCUUCAUACACCAGGUGGGGGGUCACACCAGUAUGAUGCGUUACGAUGACCACACAGUGAGUAAACCUCUGAUCAGCAGAGAGCAGCGAUUCUACGAGUCUCUGCCUCCAGAGAUGAAGGAGUUCACCCCUGAGUAUAAAGGCAUGGUGCUGGUUUGUUUCGAAGGCGAUUGUGACGGCUACAUCAACCUGGUGGCCUACCCCUACGUGGAGAGCAACAUGGAGGGAGGGGCCGGUGACCACGAGGAGCGCGAACCUCCCGAGAGGGAGCAGCCGAGGAGGAAACACUCCCGUCGCAGUCUCCACCGCUCCUCCUCCUCUUCCGAACACAAGGAGGAGCGGUCUGACCGGAGGGAGUCACAUGACACCGACACCUCUGAAAAUCUUGCAGAGCUGAAGAGUCCCCGGCUCGACCCGAAGAUCCACUCCGACGUUCCCUUCCAGAUGUUGGACUGGAACAGUGGUUUGUCAUCAGAGAAGAUCAGCCAUAACCCCUGGAGCCUCCGCUGUCACAAACAGCAGCUCAGUCGCAUGAGAUCUGAGUCCAAGGACCGCAAGCUCUUCAAACCAGAGUUUCUAUUGUUGGAGAACGUGGUUCAUCACUUCUCUUACCCCUGCAUCCUGGACCUGAAGAUGGGCACCAGGCAGCACGGAGACGACGCCUCCGAGGAGAAGGCGGCCAGGCAGAUGAAGAAAUGUGAACAGAGCACUUCAGCCACGCUGGGGGUCAGAGUGUGCGGCAUGCAGGUGUACCAGCUGAACACCGGUCACUACCUCUGCAGGAACAAGUACUACGGCCGCGGCCUGUCGAUCGAGGGGUUCCGCCAGGCCCUCUACCAGUACAUGCACAACGGAAAGGGCCUGAGGCAGGACCUCUUGGAGCCAAUCCUGAAUAAGCUCCGCAGCCUGAAGGCGGUGCUGGAGAGCCAGGCCUCCUACCGCUUCUACUCGUCUUCGCUGCUCAUCAUCUACGAGGGAAAGGAGUCUGGGGGCCCGUCAGUCCUGAGCUCUGGGCAGCAUCCAGCCUGGCAGCAGAAGACUCCUCCGGCCCCGACAGAGCCCGGCCCCGGACCCUUCGCUCCCCCGGCCCCCGACACCCCCCUUCAAACGGACAUGAGCCAGAAACCAGACCCGGGGUCGCUGUCCUCUCAAGGGUCCGGACCAACAGCUCUGCCCUCCCCUGCCCCUCAUCCCCCCCCACAAGCCCCAACCAACACGUCAGACUGCCACUACUUCUCCCCACCUACACCCUCCCCUCACCCCCGUCCAGACUCCUCCUCCCCGUCCUCUGCUCCCAGUUUAAUUUCCUUGCCCCCUCCUCCCGCCCCACCAAAGCAGCCCCCCCACGUGGACGUUCGUAUGAUCGACUUCGCCCACUCCACCUUUAAGGGUUUCCGCGGGGACACGGCGGUGCACGACGGGCCGGACCGGGGCUACAUGUUCGGACUGGAGAGCCUGGUCCGGAUCCUGGAGAGCCUGCGGGACGGCAACCUGCCGUAGCUCUGCCUGCAUACACACACAGACAGACACACACACACACUCACACUCGUCUCGGCUGUAAAUAUGGAACAGGGUUCUCCAGGACGUCACCAUGGGCACAUGGGCAUUCUACAGGAAAGUAGCUACUAUAGCAACGGGCAGGAGGUGGGCCAGUGGAGCUCUGGAUCACCUCUGGAUCACCUCUGGAUCACCUCUGGAUCACCUCUGGAUCACACACACACCGGUUGUGCAUCUAUACUUGUGAGGACCCUCGUUGACAUAGUAUGACAUAAAGUUAACACAACUACAGCCCAAACUCCAGUACUCUACUAAAACCCAAACUUAACU